Messenger RNA from Westerdykella ornata, 1690 nucleotides. RefSeq lists its product as uncharacterized. Lineage: Eukaryota; Fungi; Ascomycota; Dothideomycetes; Pleosporales; Sporormiaceae. The transcript has a single exon. The record is from RefSeq and is a predicted model, not a curated record. The coding region runs from base 301 to 1602 and encodes 433 amino acids.
AUGUGCGUCAUGGACAGUUUGCCUUUACGAGGCGCAAAACCAGCAACAAAUCCUCUGAUUACAUGAACCUCUCUUACUCCGCGUUACGGUUGGUGAUGUCAGAGCUCAUCGCAUUCCGAAAACGAGAGGCCAGCAGAGUACGCGUGCGUUGUCCCAACCGAAAUCUCGUCAUCCCAUCGGAAUCUUGUCGGCAUGGUGCAGAAAAUAUAACCUCGGCCGCCCGGCGUGGAACACUUUGCCUCUUCAUUCCUGUGUUCCAUUGCCGUCGUGACAUUAUCGUCCCUAAUAUCAUCAAGAACAAUGUGCAUCAUUGUUCCUGUUGACCAUAUCUCUUGCACACAUACUGUUGCAAUCUGGCAGCACUGCGUCAACGCUCCGAAGUCCAGGACUCGAGGAUUAUCACCGUGCCUACACAUUCGGCAGCAUCCGAGACCGAUUGUGACCAGACAACUCUGCAUCAAUUGCGGCGGACCGAGGGUAUUCGCACGAAGAGGGGGGCUUGCAGACCGCGGGUGGGGAAAGUCCGCGCUGUGGGAACAGGCGGAAGAGCACAAUGAUAGUGCGAUCAAGGGUUCACGCUACCUUCACGAUGCCAUCGAGGACGAGGAAGGUGACGGUGACUCCGAGGACCUGGAUCUUGAGGUAUCCCCGCGGCAACCAUGCUUGAGGCGGACGCAAUCAGAAGAAGCCGGAACACGGAUGCCAUACUGGAGAAUAAAGUCUGUACAAAGUCAAGAUAUACGAGCAACCUGGCAGCCGAACCUAAAGCGCGAGCUCAUUAGUGAAGCAUUCUCAGGUUACCAGCUCGACGAUCCCUUCGCAAUGUCUAAAUCUUCGUCUAGCUAUCCAGCUAUCAAUGCAACCCAUGAUGGUGGCUUGCCUUGUAAUGAAGAAUCCUCGCACACUGCAAACAUUGCUCAGAAACCACAACUUCGGCCUCUGGACACAACAUCAUGCCGUCCUUUUCUGCAACGGAAAGGCUCCACGCUCCUGCAUCCCUCAACCCCUACAGACAUGACACCCGCCGUGGUAGAUAGCGACACCGGUUACCUCUCCCUCUCAGGCCGACCCCCAAACUCUAUGGCCCUCCCUUUCCACCGGAGAUGUUCCACCUUUACUCAUCCUUCGACUCCCAGCCCCGUUCCAUCACGCCGAGUCUCCAACUUUCCUGUCCCGAUGCCCGAGAACCCGGCACAACAUGAGUUAAUGCCGCAGCGCAAGGAGUCGACCCUGUUGCACCCGUCGACACCUUCGUGGUCAAUGUGCGAGGAUCAAAUUGAACUCUCACAACCCAAGGGUUGUCGUUCCGCCCUGCCCACUCCUCCGUCAUCGUCGCAUUCGUUAGACAAAGAAGACAUCGUAGCUACACUAGGGGACGAUCACAAAACCAAGCUUCACGGAAUCACCCGAAGAAGAAAGAACGCUGGCAUACCUGACGAAUUGUUCACGUACUGUCACCUUGAUUCCGACUCCGAGUCUGCAGGCAGCGAGGAGAGCGACGGUGAAUUCGCAGCUAUCAAAUGCUGUGCUACGAGGGCGCGAAUGGCGAGGGCGAGCAGGGCAGAGUUCAAGGGAGCGGAUGGAUGGCGCUGUGCCCCGUGAAAUUGCUCUGCCACUUUUGCUACACUAGGUGUUGAGGGAGUUAAGGUGCACUUGCAUGCUGCAUGCAUGGUCGUGAAACUCCUCAGUA